UUUCCACUGCCACCGCUAACUAAUCGAACUAUCGUUUGGCCACCGUUUUUGGAGCACCUCUAUGUCACGGUCGCUUAUUUAGAAUUUAAGUGCCCAAAAGCACCCAGUUUUGAGUAGUUUCGCUUCCGAAGUAUUUUGGCCGUUGAAAAGAUUGCCAUAACGUGAAAAAAAUCCGUGCUGCACCUGUGCUUUUCGGCCAGAAUCGCAUAGCCUGGAAAACGUCUUGGCUGCAUUUGUGUACAGCAGGUGGUGUUGUCUCUCUUACGCCCGAUCUGGUCACCAGCUUGCUUCGAUGUGCGAACGAAACAACAACAAACAAGUUACAAGUUCCAACAAAAUUCCAUCUUCAUUCAAUGCAAAACUGGAGCUAGACUCCAGCAAAGACGACACCAUUCACUCCGCAAGCCUGAACAAAAAACUGGUCAAGAUUAAAAAGUUCAAGCUGGACGACAUGAAGGAGAUGGUGGGCGGCUGCUGUGUAUGUUCGGACGAGCGGGGGUGGCCGGAGAACCCGCUCGUCUACUGUGACGGCCAGAACUGUACGGUGGCAGUGCACCAGGCGUGCUACGGUAUUGUCACCGUGCCCACGGGUCCCUGGUAUUGCCGCAAAUGCGAAUCCCAGGAGCGAACCUCACGUGUUCGCUGCGAGCUGUGUCCCUCCCGGGAUGGAGCUCUGAAGAAGACGGACAACAGCGGCUGGGCACAUGUCGUCUGCGCGUUGUACAUCCCGGAGGUGCGCUUCGGGAAUGUGACUACAAUGGAGCCCAUUAUCUUAACCCUCAUACCGCAGGAGCGGUACUCGAAGACCUGUUAUAUUUGCCUUGAGAUUGGAAAGCCCAACCGGGCCAAUGUCGGCGCCUGUAUGCAGUGCAAUAAGUCCAACUGCAAGCAGCAGUUUCAUGUGACCUGUGCCCAGAGCCUGGGGCUGCUCUGCGAGGAGGCCGGCAACUAUCUGGACAACGUCAAGUACUGCGGCUAUUGCCAGCAUCACUACAGCAAACUGAAAAAGGGCGGCAACGUCAAAACCAUUCCGCCGUACAAACCCAUUCAACAUGACACCUCCUCCGAUUCCUGUUCGUCGCCCGAAAAGGAGAUCGACUCCACCAUGAACUCCUCGGCCACUUCAGCGACGAGCAUCAAGAUAACCAGCAGCAGUGGCAGCGGAACUGGCGCCACCAGCAGUGCCCUCAAUACCAACUCCGGAGCGGGUAUCUCCGGCAGCGGUAGCGGCGUCUCGUCGUCGUCCAAACAGCGCAAGAGCAAUGCCUCGAGCAAGUCAUCGAGUAGCAGCAGCAGCAGCAGCUCUUCAUCUUCAUCCACGGGCGUGACUGCGAACGCAUCGAGUUCUGCAAACACAGGAGGUUCUGGUAACCCACCGGCUGGCGGUAGCCUUCUGCCUGGAAGUAGCAGCAGCAGCACCAGCAAUUCUGGCAAUAAUUUAACCAACAAUCCGACCGGCGGUAGCGGAUCUACCACCAACACUGCCACUUCGGCAAGCGGAGGCUCCGGUGGAGCACACAUACCAACUGCUGGCAGUGGAGCAUCUCAGUCGACGACCAGUCAGUCAUCCGCGGCAGCUACUAGCACCAAGUCGUCGGCUAGCAGCUCAAGCAGCAGCAGUAGCAGCUACAAGGACAAGCAUAGCAAGAGUCUGAGCAAGUCCACUUCCAGCAAGGAGAAGGAUAGCAAGGACAGCGCCAGCAACUCAGCGAACAAUAGCUUUUCGAACUCAUCAGCCACCUCCACGUCGUCCGGCUCUUCAUCCUCGCGGGAUAAGUCGUCAUCGAAGCUGUCGAAAAGCAAAGACUCUUCACAGGCGCCGAGUGGCAAUGGCGCAAGCGCCACCACCAGCAUUAGCACCCAGCCCACUUCAUCUACAACGACAUCGAGCAGUGCCUUAGCAGCGACCGCCACCGGCACCGGCACUCAUUCGACAAGCUCUACUGCUAGUGGCAUCAGCUCCACCGCUAACUCCAGCAACGAGCACUCGAACCAUGCCCAGAAUUUGAGCACUAGUGGAGGAUCGGGCAGCAGCACCGCCGGAAAGUUGCAAUUAGCCAGUAAUUUGGGGCCUCAGCUGAACCCCAGCAGUUCUGGGUUCGGAUCAGAGCUAAGAUCGGGUAGCAGCUCAUCCAGCACUGCUCCCAACGAGCCAUCGACCUUCGGUGCUGGCAGUAAUUCAAGCUUAGACAGGGAUACCCCUGCCGGCGCUGGUUCGUCGGCAAGUAAUCUGUCCGGAAUUAUCGGCAUGGGCUUGGGCGGUGUCUCGUCCACGGCGGCCACCAAUCUGAGCACUAGCAAGAGCGGCUCCUCGGCGUCGUCGACUAGUGGUAAUCCCAUAUCAACGAACCUGGCCUCCAGCUCGAGCUCAUCAUCGAAUUCGGUAUCGAAGAAGCGGAAAGCCGACUCGGCCAAGUCCAGUGGAAGUGGUGCCAUCUCGGCGUCCGUCUUGGACGACAGCAAUAGGUGGGGCUCGAGAAUGGGAAAGAAAAGCUCGUUUCGGGACAUUAUCAAGGAUGUCCAGGUCACUCUGACGCCGCUGACGGACUUUGAGAAGGAAAUCGAGAAGAGUUCCAAACGGCAACGAACUGAACUCAGUCCGCCGACCCACCAAACGUCCGCCACCGCUGAAGUGAAUGCCCCACUGUCCAGCUCCACAAGUGCAUCCAUUGCAGUAGCUGCGAGUGCUACGGCAGCGGCAGCAUCUCCGGCAACGGGCAGUGGUGCCUCAGGGAGUGGUGCUGGCAACAAUGCGGGCUCCACGGGCAGUGGCAGCAACUCCGGCGGAGCUUCAGCCGGAGCAGUGGGAUCUAGCAGCUAUCCAAAGACUGACGCGGCGAAGGCGAGUGGGGCAGGAAGUAGUAUUGGGAGCAGUAGCAGCAGCACUACCAGCAUCAGCAAGCACGGCAGCAACAUCAAGGACGGCAGCAGCAGCAGCAAUCAGCAGCCGGGGAGCGGAAGCGGCAGCAAUGCCCCCAGCUUGUAUGUCUCCGUGCCGCUCUCAACGGCCAAUGUACCUGGAAUCAAUCUGCCCGCCAACAGUAACAGCAACAAUCCAAGCAGCGUAGACACCCAUGCAGCAGGAUCUCGCGGCAAUGGCACUCAGUCGCAGCAGCAACAGCAGAGCCACCAAAGCAAUCCCACCUCGAUCAGUGGUGCCUUCCAUGGCGGAGCAACAGGCGGUAGCCCGAGCGGUGGGUCCUCGUCGGUCAUUCAGCACCAGAGCGGCAAGUCGUCACCGGCACUGGGCACCCUAGUUAGUGGAAAUAGCGGUGGCAGCAUCAUCUCCGCCGGCGGCAACCUAACGGCCACCACCACGGAGAGCGGCUACCUGAAGAUCAGUAUUGAGAAGCAGACCACGCGGGUGCAGCAGCUGCAGGACCAGGAGGCACCGCCAGCACGACGCAGCAGAUCGCGAUCGGGAGAGAGUGGCGGUAGCCAUCAUCACACCCACCACCAUCACCACCCCACCCACCACAGUAGCCACCACCAGCAAGCAGCAGCGACACUGCAGCAGCAACAACAACAGCAGCAGCAGCAGCCACAUGCUCUGCACUCCUCCGCCGCCGCCAACGCCUCAGCAAACUCCUCCUCCUGCACUCCCAAUUCCACCUCUUCGUCCAUCCUGCCCAGCGGCACUUCCUCCUCCACUUCAAACGCCAAAGUCCCCUCGCGGUCGGGCAAGAAACGUGGGGCUGCUCCGGGCAAGAAUGAUGCGGGUUCGGGGACUCCAGCGGCAGGUAACUUGGCUGCAACCACCGCCGAGAAACAGAGUCGCCACAGUUCGCCCCACUAUCGAGGCACGCCCACGCCGCCGCCACCAAAUGCACCGCCACCGGUGGUGUCCUCGCCAGUGGUGAUGCUGCAGUCCCUCUCCUCCUCCUCGGUUGACUCCCCGCCGGCGAACACACCAGCAGCUAGUCGCAGCACUCGCAACAACAACACCAGUAGCAACAGCAACAACAAUAACAAUCACAACGGCGAGCAGACGUCCUCGUCCUGUUCGUCCACGUCGUCCUCCUCGUCGAGUGUCAGUUCCAGUGGUAGUGGUGGGGCUGUGGUGAAUCUGAUCGACUCGCCGGUGAAUAUGUCAGCAUCUGGGAAUUACCGUGGCAGCAACCUGUUGCCAGCAGCUGGUGGCAGUGGCCAGGCCAAGCCCUUGAAUAAGAAAAUGCUGCGGGCUCAGCAAUCGCAGCUGUACCAGCAGCAGCAGCAACAGCAACAGCAGCAACAGUUUACACCUUCUGUUAGAUCCAACUCCCCCGCCAAUGUCAGCUCCAAUUCAGCUUCGAACUCAACUAACUUUAGCACGCACUUGCAACAGGCACAGCAGGCACAGCAUCAGCACGAAGACUUAGAGAUUUUGCAAUUCACUAAUCUGAAUCCCAAUCCUUCUUCCAUCCCGACUACUCCGACGACGAAACCAAGCAGAACGCCCGACCUCAGCUUGGGCAGCGCCUCCUCAUCAUCCCUGUCCUCCCUGGUGCCGGUAACAACAGCAGCCCUGGCCACCCUCACCAACCAGUUGCCCCUCAAUGCGGUGGCUAGUGGCGGGUCUAGCGGCGGCCUCAAGUUCACCUACGAAAGCCAGACCCAGCUGGAUGUCCAGAUGCUGCCCGUGAGCGCCAUCAAGGACUCGCCGCCCAGCUCGCCCGGUUCGGAGAUUGGACUGGCCAUACACACGGCAGCAGCGGCGGUGAGCUCUCUGAACGCCGUCAUUCCGGCAUCGGCAACUGCCCAGCCCGGAAAUGUACGGAAGCGGGGACGCAAGGCCAAGGACUCCACAGUAGCAGCUCAAGCCGCGGCAGCAGCAGCGGCGGCGGUGGCAGCUGCUUCCAAUACCCAGCAAGAUCUCAAGGACGUGCGCAUCCUGCAGAACGGUGCAGCCAGUGGCUCGAGCAAUCCGGCCAGCAGCACUCCAACGCCCCCCGCCACGCCGGCUGUGCCCACUCCGGCUGCAUCCGCCGGAUCAGCCAGCUCGAUAAUCACCCACACGGCCGCCCACAUGCUGGGCAACCAGAUCAACCCCAACAGCAGCGUGGCCCAGAAGCUGUCCGAGCAGCUGCACAUGGAAGUGCAGGACCACUCGAUCUACACACCCGACUCCAUGAACUCGCAGUACGCCGGAGUGCCGUUCCCCGGCAAGCAGCGCAACUCGAGUGCCGCGACUAAUAAUGCCACACCAGCUCCCAAUCCCUUGCAGUCGAUGUUUAGCGGUGGCGGUAUCAACGGCAACAUGCCAAUACCCCAGAGUCUGGAGCAGCUGCUGGAGCGACAGUGGGAGCAGGGCUCACAGUUCCUCAUGGAGCAGGCGCAGCACUUUGACAUUGCCUCCCUGCUGAAUUGCCUGCAUCAGCUGCAGAGUGAGAAUCUGCGACUGGAGGAGCAUGUGACCAGUUUGAUUGCACGCCGGGAUCAUCUGUUGGCUGUUAAUGCGCGCCUGCAGAUUCCACUGAAUACGAUUGGCAGCAGUGCCAAGACCGAGGCGCACGCAGCGGCAUCUUCAGCCACAACAACCUCAACAACAACAGCAACAUCAACUUGUACAACUUCUGUCAUUUCCACACUAGCUCCCAGCACCAGUACCAGCACCAGCGGCAACAGCAACAGCAACAGUAUUUCCCUCAGUGCAGCCACCACAAUAGCCACAGCAGUUUCCCUGGCCACCACGGCGAUCAACACCACUAUCCCGACAAUGGUCAACAGUCGACCCACAGUGGCACCGGCUAGUUCCAGUUCCCAGGGAGUUCUCGACUACCGUGGUCCUGGGGCAGGAAACACCAGCAGUAAUAGCGCCACCAACAACAACAACUCCAGCAGUAGCAGCAACACCAACAGCAAUGCCAUCAACAGCAAUAGCAACCAUCCGACAGCGUCUUCGAACUCCAGUGGACCUACAGCAGCUCCGAUGUCCAUUACCUCUGGACUAACGAUGAACAAUGCCGCCAAUUUGGGUCUCAGGCACGUCGCCGCAUCCCAUGGAUACACGAAUGCCGGAGGCAACAAUCGGAGUGAUGGCAGCCUCAACCUCAACAACAACAGCCUGCACCACCAGCAUCUCUCGCAACAGCAGCAGCAAUCAGUGCAGCAUCCUUCACAGCAAUCCCAGCAACAGCACUCGCAGCAGCAGCAGCAGCAGCAGCAGCAUCUCCAUCAGUCGCACCAUACCAACGCUGCUGUGGCCGCGGCACACAUGUUGGGUGUGGGCGUAGUCGGUGGCGGUGGCGUUGGCGUGGGAAUGAGCCUGGGCGGUGGGAGUGCCGCUGGUAUUGGACGAGGUGGGUCAGCGACAGCCACAAGCACAACCACAACUACUUUUACGACAACAGCGGGCGCGAAUCAGCACCACCAGUCGCACCACCAGCCACACCAUCACCCAACCAUUCAGGUUCAAGUGGGUGGCGGCGGCGUUGGCGUUGGCGUUGACGAUUUAAGUAGCACCUCCUCCUCGUACGCGGCGCACCACGCAGCGCUCUACGGCACGCAUCACCAGGUAUCCCAACUAAGGCGCGACGAUAACCUCGCCAAAACCAGCUGAAAGUCGUACCGUGAGCAACUGAAACUGCAGUCGAAGAAGAAGCCAUCCCUGACCAAGCGCGACAGACGCCAUCAACCGAAUAUUAGCAACAAAAACAGUCGCAGCAGCCAUAAAUUGCAACAGCCACGGAGCCACGGUAGGCUGAAACCAACUGAGCUUGAUUUUCAGCAGCUGAUCGACAAUAACGAAGAUGAUCUCAGCAGCGAUAGCAGCUCUUCGAGCUUCUCAUCCUCCUCGCAGCAGCAGUCUUCGGUGGACUACGAGGCGGAGGACGAGAACGAGGACAAACAGAGGCAACCAAAGCACAAAAUCGAGAACGAGAGUUUGCUGCAUGUACAGAAUUUUCUGAAGUGUUUCGGACCCAAUGCAUAUACAACAGGAAGCUUGGCGCCAACUCCCACUCCGGCCGCCGUUAAUCCCAUUAAGCCCUUGGCCAAUGUGAAGCCAGCGAGCACCGGAGGAGAGCUGCGUGCCUGGCGCCACAAUUUUCGAAGCACAAUACCCCCAAGGACAGCGGCAGCAACAUUAGUUACCACCAUAAUAGCCACAUCUCAGGCCGCAACAGAAAACCAAGCUCUACCGCUGAUUCAAGCCCCACCAGGUGUUAGCCAUAAACCAGCCAAGUUUCAAAUCAACACAAAGUUUUUACGGAAACCGCGGAACAAACUAAUGAAAAUGCUGCCAACAACCACAGCAGGGAAUCCGGAACAACAGGAUUCACAGCAAGAUCAACUGCAUCCAUCGCUGCUGUUCAAUGACGAUUCCAACGCCAAAUUCAAAGACUUUUCCAUCGACUCGUUAUUAAAUAAGUAAUCGUAAAACUGUAACGACCCACACAAAAUGAAAUGACUUACAAUUAGCCUUAUUAUUUGUAGCAUAAUUACACAAGUAUAAAGUAUAAAUAGUAUAAAGAGUAGAGCCCGAGCCGCGUUCCUAAUUUCCAACCCAAAAGAAACCAAUAUACAAACUUUGUUUAGCCAAUCGAAAAAACCCUUGUAACGUGAACAUAGUAACAGCGUAUUCUAAUUAAAGUUAGGUUGUUUAUUUAUUACAUGCAUAUUGUAUGAUUAAUGGCGCAAUUCAUAUACAUAUAGCCUAAGUAUGUAAAUAUUAUAUCUACUUAAAUAAACCACAAGAACAAGA
Molecule: messenger RNA, 7681 nt
Organism: Drosophila ananassae
Lineage: Eukaryota; Metazoa; Arthropoda; Insecta; Diptera; Drosophilidae
Gene: Alh
Product: protein AF-10
Exons: 14
Coding region: 293-6538 (2081 amino acids)
Biological process (GO): regulation of transcription by RNA polymerase II
Cellular component (GO): nucleus
Molecular function (GO): nucleosome binding; histone binding
Source: RefSeq, a predicted model, not a curated record